AUGAAGGCCGCAACACCCGGAACGCGCCUAUCGCUAUACUUCGUCAUUGUGGCCACACUUCUCAUUGUCGGUAUUGCUGCAGCCAACGACUGGUCCAAGCCUUGCUUCAAUGGCGAACGCAUGUACGACUUGCUAAAGCAUAGUAAUUCUGGCUUGGGUGUUCUCAAGAUCGCUGGCUCCCCGAAGUCCAUCGCACUAGCGCCGCCUUUUGAGGCGGUCAAAAACCUUCCCGGUUUGUUGGAAAACGCUGCCCACUUCGAAUUCAAUCCCAAAGUCGAGAUUGCGCCUGUCUCGUUCAAUGGGACUGCGACCUUGGUCGACUACAAUCCGAAAGGUUGCUCAGGAAGCGGGGGUCCUGGGGGUGUCAUCGCAGGAGAGCUCCAGGCGGACAUUGCUGGUACUGGCGGGGGGAAUGCCAGAGCGGGAGACAUCAUCGACGGCUCGAUAGUACCACCAAAUAUCAAAGAUGUCGCUGCGUUUGCUGGACUCUCGUUCGAUGUCGACGCUCAGGUGACUAUCAAGGGUGCAGUGUUCUUUAUCAAACCCGUGGGGCUUCCUGGUUUCUCCAUCCCCGGCAUUCCUAUUGGCUCAAUGGUCGAACUCCAAGGGCAAGCAAAGGCGGCUUUGGAUAUGAAAAUUGAUUCCGUCGUGCAUCUUGCAUACAAGGUUGAGGACCUCGAGCUUUGGUACCCUGCCUCUCGAAAGAAUGCCACGGAGAAGGGCAUCAGAACCAAGGAGUCUCCUCUCAAACUCAAGGCUAGUGCUAAAGACGAAGCGAAAGGGUACAUCGAAGGACAUCUCAUCCCCGUUCUCAAACUUGGUUUCGAUGGGUUUGGUACAGGAGUUUCUGUGCAUCUCGAGGCUGACGCCUUCGCUCGCGUCAGUCUUGAGGUCGAAGCUCAUGCUACCGCGAAAUCAUGCUACCGCGAAAGUACCGCGCCUGCUGACCCUGUGCACCCAGAGAAAGGGAAGAGAGAGGUCUAUACCCCGCCCUACGGCCGCCGGGCCUGCAAUGAGCUCGCCCUCCGGGACACCGACGUCGAUGUUCACGGGAGCGCCAAGGGUGGGCUCAGUGGUUGUGUUUGGGCCUGCUUCACUGCGGGCACGAAAUCCGCCAGUCACCGCGCACUCGAAAUUGGACCCAUCGACCCUCAAAGGGAGAUUGAAAGCGCAUCAAUUGAAAUGUGA
Messenger RNA from Pleurotus ostreatus (oyster mushroom), 1188 nucleotides. RefSeq lists its product as uncharacterized. Bases 1 to 1188 code for a protein of 395 amino acids. The transcript is spliced from 8 exons. The record is from RefSeq and is a predicted model, not a curated record. NCBI's taxonomy places the organism in Eukaryota, Fungi, Basidiomycota, Agaricomycetes, Agaricales, Pleurotaceae.